Closterium sp. NIES-65 is the source of this 6012-nucleotide messenger RNA. Lineage: Eukaryota; Viridiplantae; Streptophyta; Zygnematophyceae; Desmidiales; Closteriaceae. The record is from the annotation of a GenBank genome assembly.
AUGGACAUGGACGUGGACGUGGACGUGGACAUGGACGUGGACAUGGACGUGGACGUGGACGUGGACGUGGACAUGGACAUGGACGUGGACAUGGACGUGGACAUGGACGUGGACAUGGACGUGGACAUGGACGUGGACGUGGACGUGGACGUGGACAUGGACGUGGACGUGGACGUGGACGUGGACAUGGACGUGGACGUGGACGUGGACGUGGACAUGGACGUGGACGUGGACGUGGACAUGGACGUGGACGUGGACGUGGACGUGGACAUGGACGUGGACGUGGACAUGGACGUGGACGUGGACGUGGACGUGGACGUGGACGUGGACGUGGACAUGGACGUGGACAUGGACGUGGACGUGGACGUGGACAUGGACAUGGACGUGGACAUGGACGUGGACAUGGACGUGGACAUGGACGUGGACAUGGACGUGGACGUGGACGUGGACGUGGACGUGGACAUGGACAUGGACGUGGACGUGGACAUGGACAUGGACGUGGACAUGGACGUGGACAUGGACAUGGACAUGGACGUGGACGUGGACAUGGACAUGGACGUGGACGUGGACAUGGACGUGGACGUGGACGUGGACAUGGACAUGGACGUGGACAUGGACGUGGACAUGGACAUGGACAUGGACGUGGACGUGGACAUGGAUGUGGACGUGGACAUGGACGUGGACGUGGACAUGGACAUGGACGUGGACGUGGACGUGGACGUGGACAUGGACGUGGAUAUGGACGUGGAUGUGGACAUGGACGUGGACGUGGACGUGGACGUGGACAUGGACGUGGACAUGGACGUGGACGUGGACGUGGACGUGGACGUGGACAUGGACAUGGACGUGGACGUGGACAUGGACAUGGACGUGGACAUGGACGUGGACAUGGACAUGGACAUGGACGUGGACGUGGACAUGGACAUGGACGUGGACGUGGACGUGGACAUGGACGUGGACGUGGACGUGGACAUGGACAUGGACGUGGACAUGGACGUGGACAUGGACAUGGACAUGGACGUGGACGUGGACAUGGAUGUGGACGUGGACAUGGACGUGGACGUGGACAUGGACAUGGAUGUGGACGUGGACGUGGAUGUGGACAUGGACGUGGACAUGGACGUGGACGUGGACGUGGACAUGGACGUGGACAUGGACGUGGACAUGGACGUGGACAUGGACGUGGACAUGGACAUGGACGUGGACUUGGACGUGGACAUGGACGUGGACAUGGACGUGGACGUGGACGUGGACGUGGACAUGGACGUGGACGUGGACGUGGACAUGGACGUGGACGUGGACAUGGACGUGGACAUGGACGUGGACAUGGACGUGGACGUGGACAUGGACCUGGACGUGGACGUGGACGUGGACGUGGACGUGGACAUGGACGUGGACGUGGACGUGGACCUGGACGUGGACAUGGACGUGGACAUGGACGUGGACUUGGACGUGGACGUGGACGUGGACAUGGACGUGGACAUGGACGUGGACAUGGACAUGGACGUGGACAUGGACGUGGACAUGGACGUGGACAUGGACGUGGACGUGGACGUGGACGUGGACGUGGACGUGGACGUGGACAUGGACGUGGACGUGGACGUGGACAUGGACGUGGACAUUGACGUGGAUAUGGACGUGGACAUGGACGUGGACAUGGACGUGGACAUGGACAUGGACGUGGACAUGGACGUGGACAUGGACGUGGACAUGGACGUGGACAUGGACGUGGACGAGGACGUGGACGUGGACGUGGACAUGGACGUGGACGUGGACGUGGACGUGGACAUGGACGUGGACGUGGACGUGGACAUGGACGUGGACGGGGACGUGGACAUGGACGUGGACAUGGACGUGGACGUGGACGUGGACGUGGACAUGGACAUGGACGUGGACAUGGACGUGGACAUGGACGUGGACAUGGACGUGGACAUGGACGUGGACGUGGACGUGGACGUGGACGUGGACAUGGACGUGGACGUGGACGUGGACGUGGACAUGGACGUGGACGUGGACGUGGACGUGGACAUGGACGUGGACGUGGACGUGGACAUGGACGUGGACGUGGACGUGGACGUGGACGUGGACAUGGACGUGGACGUGGACAUGGACGUGGACGUGGACGUGGACGUGGACGUGGACAUGGACGUGGACAUGGACGUGGACGUGGACGUGGACAUGGACAUGGACGUGGACAUGGACGUGGACAUGGACGUGGACAUGGACGUGGACAUGGACGUGGACGUGGACGUGGACGUGGACGUGGACAUGGACAUGGACGUGGACGUGGACAUGGACAUGGACGUGGACAUGGACGUGGACAUGGACAUGGACAUGGACGUGGACGUGGACAUGGACAUGGACGUGGACGUGGACGUGGACAUGGACGUGGACGUGGACGUGGACAUGGACAUGGACGUGGACAUGGACGUGGACAUGGACAUGGACAUGGACGUGGACGUGGACAUGGAUGUGGACGUGGACAUGGACGUGGACGUGGACAUGGACAUGGACGUGGACGUGGACGUGGACGUGGACAUGGAUGUGGACGUGGACAUGGACAUGGACGUGGACGUGGACGUGGACGUGGACAUGGACAUGGACGUGGACAUGGACGUGGACAUGGACAUGGACGUGGACAUGGACGUGGACGUGGACGUGGACGUGGACGUGGACGUGGAUGUGGACAUGGACGUGGACGUGGACGUGGACAUGGACGUGGACGUGGACGUGGACGUGGACAUGGACGUGGACGUGGACAUGGACGUGGACAUGGACGUGGACAUGGACAUGGACGUGGACGUGGACGUGGACGUGGACAUGGACAUGGACAUGGACAUGGACGUGGACGUGGACGUGGACAUGGACGUGGACAUGGACGUGGACAUGAACGUGGACAUGGACGUGGACAUGGACGUGGACAUGGACGUGGACAUGGACGUGGACAUGGACGUGGACAUGGACAUGGACGUGGACAUGGACGUGGACAUGGACGUGGACAUGGACGUGGACGUGGACAUGGACGUGGAUGUGGACAUGGACGUGGACGUGGACGUGGACAUGGACGUGGACGUGGACGUGGACGUGGACAUGGACGUGGACAUAGACGUGGACAUGGACGUGGACAUGGACGUGGACGUGGACGUGGACGUGGACGUGGACAUGGACGUGAACAUGGACGUGGACGUGGACAUGGACGUGGACAUGGACGUGGACGUGGACGUGGACGUGGACAUGGAGGUGGACGUGGACGUGGAGGUGGACGUGGACGUGGACGUGGACGUGGACAUGGACGUGGACGUGGACGUGGACGUGGACGUGGACGUGGACAUGGACGUGGACGUGGACAUGGACGUGGACAUGGACGUGGACGUGGACAUGGACGUGGACAUGGACGUGGACAUGGACGUGGACAUGGACGUGGACAUGGACAUGGACGUGGACAUGGACGUGGACAUGGACGUGGACGUGGACAUAGACGUGGACAUGGACGUGGACAUGGACGUGGACGUGGACGUGGACAUGGACGUGGACAUGGACGUGGACAUGGACGUGGACAUGGACGUGGACAUGGACAUGGACGUGGACAUGGACGUGGACAUGGACGUGGACAUGGACGUGGACGUGGACGUGGACGUGGACAUGGACGUGGACGUGGACGUGGACAUGGACGUGGACGUGGACAUGGACGUGGACAUGGACGUGGACAUGGACCUGGACGUGGACAUGGACCUGGACGUGGACGUGGACGUGGACGUGGACAUGGACGUGGACGUGGACGUGGACCUGGACGUGGACAUGGACGUGGACAUGGACGUGGACUUGGACGUGGACGUGGACGUGGACAUGGACGUGGACAUGGACGUGGACAUGGACAUGGAUGUGGACAUGGACGUGGACAUGGACGUGGACAUGGACGUGGACGUGGACGUGGACGUGGACGUGGAUGUGGACAUGGACGUGGACGUGGACGUGGACAUGGACGUGGACAUUGACGUGGAUAUGGACGUGGACAUGGACGUGGACAUGGACGUGGACAUGGACAUGGACGUGGACAUGGACGUGGACAUGGACGUGGACAUGAACGUGGACAUGGACGUGGACGUGGACGUGGACGUGGACGUGGACAUGGACGUGGACGUGGACGUGACAUGGACGUGGACGUGGACAUGGACGUGGAAACGGGGACGUGGACAUGGGACGUGGACCAAUGGACCGUGGACGUGGACGUGGACGGGGACGUGGACAUGGACAAUGGACGUGGACAUGGACGUGGGCCAUGUACGUGGACCAUGGACGUGGACAUGGACGUGGACACGUGGACGUGGGACGGGGACAAGGGACGUGGACGUGACGUGGGACAUGGCACGUGGACGUGGACGUGGACACGUGGACAUGGACGUGGACGUGGGACAUGGACGUGGACGUGGACGGUGGACGUGGACGUGGACCAGUGGACAUGGACGUGGACAUGGACGUAGACGUGGACGUGGACGUGGACGUGGACGUGGGACAAUGGACACUGGACGUGUACAUGGAACGUGGACAUGGACGUGGACCAUGGACGUGGACAUGGACGUGGACGUGGACGUGGACGUGGACGUAGACGUGGACAUGGACGUGGACGUGGACAUGGACAUGGACGUGGACAUGGACGUGGACAUGGACAUGGACAUGGACGUGGACGUGGACAUGGACAUGGACGUGGACGUGGACAUGGACGUGGACGUGGACGUGGACAUGGACAUGGACGUGGACAUGGACGUGGACAUGGACCUGGACAUGGACAUGGACGUGGACGUGGACAUGGAUGUGGACGUGGACAUGGACAUGGACGUGGACGUGGACGUGAUGUGGACAUGGACAUGGACGUGGACAUGGACGUGGACCUGGACAUGGACGUGGACCAUGGACGUGGACGUGGACGUGGACGUGGACGUGGAUGUGGACAUGGACGUGGACGUGGACGUGGACAUGGACGUGGACGUGGACGUGGACUUGGACGUGGACAUGGACCGUGGACAUGGACGUGGACAUGGACGUGACAUGGACAUAGACGUGGACGUGGACGUGGACAUGGACAUGGACAUGGACAUGGACGUGGACGUGGACGUGGACAUGGACGUGGACAUGGACGUGGACAUGAACGUGGACAUGGACACGUGGACAUGGACGUGGACAUGGACCGUGGACAUGGACGUGGACGUGGACAUGGACGUGGAUGUGGACAUGGACGUGGACGUGGACGUGGACAUGGACGUGGCCGUGGACGUGGACAUGGACGUGGACAUAGACGUGGACAUGGACGUGGACAUGGACGUGGACGUGGACGUGGACGUGGACAUGGACGUGGACAUGGACGUGGACAUGGACAUGGACAUGGACAUGGACGUGGACAUGGACAUGGACGUGGACAUGGACGUGGACAUGGACUUGGACGUGGACGUGGACGUGGACAUGGACGUGGACGUGACGUGGACAUGGACGUGGACAUGGACGUGGACCAUGGACGUGGACGUGGACAUGGACGUGGACAUGGAUGUGGACGUGGACGUGGACAUGGAGGUGGACGUGGAGGUGGACGUGGACGUGGACGUGGACGUGGACGUGGACAUGGACGUGGACGUCGACGUGGACGUGGACGUAGACGUGGACGUGGACGUGGACAUGGAUGUGGACGUGGACAUGGACGUGGACGUGGACGUGGACGUGGACGUGGACAUGGACGUGUACGUGGACGUGGACAUGGACGUGGAUGUGGACAUGGACAUGGAUGUGGACAUGGACCAGGACGUGGACAUGGACGUGGACGUGGAUGUGGACAUGGACGUGGACGUGGACGUGGAGGACUUGGACGUGGACAUGGACAUGGACUUGGACGUGGACGUAGACGUGGACGUGGACGUGGACAUGGACAUGGACGUGGACAUGGACGUGGACAUAAACGUGGACGUGGACGUCGACGUGGACGUGGAUGUAGACGUGUGGACGUGGACAUGGACGUGGACGUAG